GCUCGCUGUGCGCAUGCGCGCGGCCCGCCAGCGGAUUGGCUGCGGCGGGAGGACACGCCCAGCUCUCAGGGAAGCUUGGCCGCUCGGGGCCGCCGUACGGGGAGACAGAGUGAGACCAGAGCUGCCAGCACCGAACCCGACACCGGAUCCAAACAGCACCGCGACCGACAGCAGCACCGGACCGGGGACACACGGAGCGCGGGGGGGGAGAGCACCGGACACGGAGAGAACGAGCCCUUUAACUGUGGGUCACAACUUCCGGUCUACCAGGUCAGAGGUCACAGGAAGCUCCACGUGCGAUACACAUUUGAGAUGUCUUCUGACAUUGGAGCACAGCUAAGAAGGAAUAAAAGGUAUAGAACAAAUGUUCAAGAAGAUGAAGAACUUCUGAUGAAAGAGGAGGCGCUAAGAGCUAAAAAUCUAAAGACGCUGGAGGAGAAACCAGACACGGAGAGAUGUUUGGAAGACUUGGUUUUUGGCGGGGAGGAAUUGUUUGUCGAGAAGCUAAUUGGUGAAACGAAGAGAAGAGAUGAGCCAAAUGAAAAUGUUUCCAGUAGUGAAUCAGAGGAUGACAGCCACGAACACGGAUCCCUUCUGCCAAGAAAACCAGCUUGGGUUGAUGAUGAUGACGAUAUUGAUGAAAAAAUUGAAAUGACCCAUCGUUACCGCAAAGGUUUCCAGAAAAGUAGACAAGAAGCUGCACUUAGUAAGGAGAAACUCCAGAUGAGAUUACGAGAAGAAUUCCAGAAAGCAAUGGGAGGGGUGCAAUCAUGGGCCUCCACAGAACACAAAAAGAAAGGUGCCAACCAAGAUGAUGAUGACGACGAUGGCAGUGAAGAAGAUAAUGAAGAUAAUCUGUUAAGUAAGACUGGCAAUUUGCUAACCAAAUCAAGUUCUCUACCAAGAGGUGUCUUGCAGGUUAAAAAGUGCCUGAGUGCUAAUCAUGAAAGACUAUCAAAGGUUCCGCUCUCAACCGUGCAGUUCCAUCCGUUGGCCCAAGUUGUGAUGACAGCGGGUGUUGAUCGAACAAUCUCCCUGUUUCAGGUUGAUGGGAAAUUAAAUCCAAAGAUUCAAAGCAUCCAUCUGGAAAAGUUUCCCAUUUUUAAGGCUCAGUUCAGUGCCGAUGGCGAACAAGUGGUAGCCACAGGAAUGCGGCAAAGACUGUUUUACAUAUACGACAUGAUGGGCGGAAACAUAAUUCCAUUUCACAGAAUAAGAGGUGUGAACGAGAAAUGUCUCCAGCAGUUUGAAGUGUCCAACGAUGGCUCCUUCCUGCUGUUUAAUGGGUCUGCUGGAUACCUUCAUUUGCUGUCUAUGAAGACAAAAGAGCUGAUUGGAAGUAUGAAGAUGAACGGAAAUUCUAUGAAAGCAGUGUUUUCACCAGAUUGCAGUAAAAUCAUUUCUAAUUCAGAUGAUGGCUCUGUGUAUAUUUGGGACGUGAAAAGCAGAAGGUGUAUGAGCAAGUUUACUGAUGAUGGCAGUGUGCAUGGAGCAUCUCUUGCGUUGUCCAGAGACGGGCGCUAUCUGACCUGUGGGUCUACCUCUGGCGUUGUGAAUAUAUACAAUUAUGAGGACUGUCUACAGGCAACAAAUCCCAAACCACUCAGAUCGGUAAUGAAUUUGGUAACCGCAGCGUCGUCCAUGGUCUUCAAUUUGCAAACCGAAAUCCUGGCUGUGGCUUCAAACAAAAUGGAUGAUGCUGUUAAAUUAAUUCACAUUCCAUCAUUCACCGUGUUCUCCAACUUUCCAACGCAAGGAAAUCGCAGAACCAUCCAUCUUCCCUCUGCCAUGGACUUCUCGCCGCGCAGCGGAUUCUUUUCCAUAGCAAACAAUAAAGGAGAAGCGUUGCUGUACAGAUUAAAACAUUACACGGACUUCUAAUCUGUGGCAGUUUUGAAUAGUAUUUUCUUGUCUGUUUUAUUUGGACCGGAUACAUCGAUCCCUAGAAAUUCAGUGAACAAUGAAGAUUCCUCCAACAUAAGUGGUUUUACCCCCAUUUAAGAACCUGACACAAAAUUCUGUAAAUAUGGACAGCUUAUCCAACACACCUCUUCAAUUUGUGUAUGUUACACAUCUGUUGUAUAAAUAAUGUCUAUAUUGUGAGUGUUCUCUGCCAAUCCCAAAAUAAAUAUCUUGUAAUAUUUUUA
Messenger RNA from Pelobates fuscus (common spadefoot toad), 2147 nucleotides. RefSeq names its product UTP18 small subunit processome component (gene UTP18). The record is from RefSeq and is a predicted model, not a curated record. Gene Ontology annotation, molecular function: protein binding. Lineage: Eukaryota; Metazoa; Chordata; Amphibia; Anura; Pelobatidae. The transcript is spliced from 15 exons. Gene Ontology annotation, cellular component: small-subunit processome; Pwp2p-containing subcomplex of 90S preribosome. Gene Ontology annotation, biological process: rRNA processing. Bases 313 to 1881 code for a protein of 522 amino acids.